GGCCCGUAUCCGUUACCAGCAGAUCGCUCGCUUCCCAAUACAUACCAUCAACCACAUAUAUGGGGCUACUGUCGAUAUUGAAGAAACUCCGCGAGAAGGAAAGAGAGGUGCGCGUGCUGGUGCUCGGCCUCGAUAAUGCCGGCAAAACCACCAUCAUCAAGCGCAUGAACAACCAGCCAAUCGACGACAUCUCGCCCACCCUCGGCUUCAACAUCUCCACACUCACUCUCGACACAUACACUGUCAAUUUCUGGGACAUUGGCGGCCAGCGCACCAUCCGGCCCUACUGGCGCAAUUACUUUGAGCAGACCGACGGUAUAGUGUGGGUUGUCGACUCUGCUGACAGACAGCGCAUGCAGGACUGCAAGAAGGAGCUCCAGGGCCUGCUGAAGGAAGACAGGCUUGCAGGCGCAUCCUUGCUGGUUUUUGCGAACAAGCAGGACAUCGAUGGUGCAAUGUCCUCGGCCGAAAUUCAGCAGGCUUUGGAAUUGGACAAGCACACUACGCACCAUUGGAAUGUCAAGCCAUGUAGCGCAGUCACUGGCGAGAACUUGCUGGAUGGCCUCCAGUGGCUCAUUACCGACAUUGGGACUAGAAUCUACAUGUUCUCUUAAAACACUUUGGCCUCAAACACGGCGUAAUCAUCAAAUAUAGCCUCGUCCCCGCUCUC
Linderina pennispora is the source of this 670-nucleotide messenger RNA. RefSeq names its product ADP-ribosylation factor-like protein 2-like protein. Lineage: Eukaryota; Fungi; Kickxellomycota; Kickxellomycetes; Kickxellales; Kickxellaceae. The transcript has a single exon. Gene Ontology annotation, cellular component: cytoplasm; microtubule cytoskeleton. Gene Ontology annotation, molecular function: GTP binding; GTPase activity. Gene Ontology annotation, biological process: protein folding. Bases 60 to 614 code for a protein of 184 amino acids. The record is from RefSeq and is a predicted model, not a curated record.